Molecule: messenger RNA, 4456 nt
Organism: Sorex araneus (European shrew)
Lineage: Eukaryota; Metazoa; Chordata; Mammalia; Eulipotyphla; Soricidae
Gene: RSPH4A
Product: radial spoke head component 4A
Exons: 7
Coding region: 126-2249 (707 amino acids)
Biological process (GO): cilium movement involved in cell motility; axoneme assembly; cilium assembly
Cellular component (GO): radial spoke; axoneme
Source: RefSeq, a predicted model, not a curated record
UGUGCCAGGAAGAGGGGCAGAGACUUCAGCAAAUCACAAAUCUAGGAUCUUCCUCCCCCCCCCCCAACCUUCUUCGUAGUCCUAGCAACAGGGAAUUCCAGAAUUCUACACCUGCUCCCCAUUUCAUGGAAGACUCAAGCUCCCUGAAGCAAGAGAUAGAAAACCAUGAAGAUCAAGCGGCAGGUUCCCUCUGGGUAAACACAGCCACCGUUUCUUCUGAAGAACCUGAGCCUGAGUUUCCUGAACCUUCGAAGUCAGAGCUGCAGGAGCUUGAAACUGCACCUCAGCCCAGGAGCCCCCCUCCUCCAAGCCCGAGCCCUCAGUCUGGAGCUGGCAAGUUUUUGCAUGACCCUACAGGACCAAGACCACCAUCUGUACCAAGGCCAGCUCAGGAACCUUCUACUCCACCAAUAGUGCUGGCAAGACUGGACCUUGCAACACCAUCCCCAGCACAUUCUGACAAGGAUGCCCACGUGGUUCCAGAGGCUGGGACACCUCACUCCUCCAACAACCGGCAACAUUCACCUGAUGAGCUGGAGGGAAAUGCUUGUGAACUGUUUCAGCAACUUGAACUGCGCCAACAAGAACAGAGCAGUUACGCACACAAAGAGCUUAAAUUUGAUAUUCUUCCGGUGGAAGAUUCGGGCAGUAACUGUAAUCCGAGCCUGCCUGAGGAUGGGGUCUCUGAAGUGACUCCUGGCAUGUAUGAGAUUGCUGUUCAGAAUGCUAAAGCUUACCUACUGAAGACCAGCAGCAAGUCAGGUUUAAAUCUAUAUGAUCAUCUUUCUAAUAUGCUGACCAAGAUCUUAGAUGAACGUCCUGAAAAUGCUGUAGACAUCUUUGAAAAUAUUAGCCAAGAUGUGAAGAUGGCACAUUUUAGUAAAAAAUUAGAUACACUUCAAAAUGAGAAUGAGAUGCUUCCGACUUAUGAAAUAGCAGAGAAGCAGAAGGCCCUUUUUCUCCAAGGAAAUUCGGAGGGAGCUGACCAAGAACUGGAAGAUGAAAUAGCAGAAUCCCCUCUUCCAAAUGUAAUGGAAUCAGCCUUUUAUUUUGAACAAGCUGGAGUUGGUUUGGGCACGGAUGAGACUUACCGAAUUUUUCUUGCCCUCAAGCAGCUUACUGACACACACCCCAUCCAAAAAUGCAGAUUCUGGGGAAAGAUCUUGGGGCUGGAAAUGAAUUACAUUAUAGCUGAAGUGGAAUUUCGGGAGGGAGAUGAAGAGGAGGUGGAAGAGGAGGAUGCAAUUGAAGAGAGAGAGAAUGGAGAUAGUGAAGCUGAUGAAGAUAAUGAAGAUGAAUUACCAAAGUCAUUUUAUAAGCCCCCACAAAUUAUCCCCAAAGAAGAAAACAGAACAGGUGCCAACAAAUAUGCUUAUUUUGUUUGCAAUGAACCAGGAAGACCCUGGGUGAAAUUACCAUCAGUUACACCCGCACAAAUUGUUAUUGCAAGAAAAAUCAAGAAGUUUUUCACUGGGCAGUUGGAUAGUCCCAUUAUAAGCUACCCUCCCUUCCCAGGAAAUGAAAGUAAUUACUUACGAGCACAAAUUGCCAGAAUUUCAGCAGGGACCCAUGUCAGCCCUCUAGGAUUCUAUCAGUUUGGUGAAGAAGAAGGGGAGGAAGAGGAAGAAGUUGAAGGUGGACGAGAUAGCUUUGAAGAAAACCCAGAAUUUGAAGGCAUCCCAGUGAUUGAUCUAGUGGAAUCCCUAUCCAACUGGGUUCAUCAUGUCCAACAUAUUCUCCCACAGGGUCGCUGUAAUUGGUUCAACCCCAAUCAAAAAAGUGAGGAGGAAGAAGAGGAAGAAGACGAAGAAAAAGAAGAAGAAAAAGGAGAAGAGCCAGACUACGCAGAGCAGGAAGUGGGACCACCUCUUUUGACACCAAUCUCUGAAGAUUUAGAGUUCCAGAGUACGCCACCUUGGACAACACGGCUAUCCUCGAAUAUCGUUCCUCAGUAUGCCAUUGCAGUGCUGAGAUCCAAUCUUUGGCCUGGGGCAUAUGUCUUUUCCAAUGGCAAAAAGUUUGAAAAUUUCUACAUAGGCUGGGGUCAUAAAUAUAGUCCAGAUAACUAUACACCUCCAGUUCCACCACCAGUUUAUCAAGAAUACCCCAGUGGACCAGAGAUUACAGAAAUGGAUGACCCAAGUGUGGAAGAGGAGCAGGCUUUCAGAGCAACACAAGAAGCAGCCACACUUCCAGAUGAGGAAAAUGGAGAAACUGAGGAAGAUGAAGAUGAAGAAGAUUAUGACUAAUAUAAAUUUAGUCCAAUCUUAUGUGAUACUGAUACCUGUAUACCCUUUUUGUGGAACUUAAUGAACAUUAAAGAUACACGUGUAAUAUAUAAAAUUGUAUGAAGACAGAAGCAUUUAUGCAAAAUAUCACCCCUUUGCAAUGUGAAUUUUGGAAUUUCACAUGUGGAAAUAUUAAUAAGAGUUUAAGAAUGAUGCUCAACAAAAUUUUAGAAGUAAAGCAACAUUCUUACAUCACUUUUACAAUUACUACAGAUAAUAGAAUACAUGCUAUAUCCUUUUAAAACAAAGAUAUCUUGUUAAACUUUUAAUAUGAAGCAUUUCAAGUGCUAUUUGACAAUAUAUUUUAAUUAAAUGAUGGUAAUAACUAAAUAUAAUCUUUAUGAAGGAAAGAUUUAUUUCACUGUUCAAAUAUGAUCUUAAUCACCUAUUAUGUCUGUUCAUAUAUUCAUCUUUCUGCUAGGGAGAGUUAUAGCUACAUCAUCUUAAAGAUAGUGGAACAUCCAAUAAAAACAUUAUUUGUUGAGAAUUCUAAGUUAAACAUGAAUGGGGAGUUGUCCUUUUAAAAAGAUUAAGGUAUUUAUUCCCUAUGGCUGGAGCGAUAGCACAGCAGGUAGGGUGUUUGCCUUGCACGAAGCGACCUGGGUUUGAUUCCUCCGCCCCUCUUGGAGACCCCGGCAAGCUACCGAGAGCAUCCCGCCCACAUGGCAGAGCCUGGCAAGCUACCCAUGGCGUACUCAAUAUGCCAAAAACAGUAACAAGUCUCACAAUGGAGACAUUACUGGUGCCUGCUCGAGCAAAUCGAUGAACAACGGGAUGACAGUGACAAUGAGUUUUCACAUUUUUUUAAAUUUUGUUUUGUUUUGGGACAUAUCAGGCAAUACUCAGGGGCUACUUCUGGCUGACACUCAGGAAUUACUCCAGGCAGUGCUUGGGGGACCAUAAGGCAUGUGGAGAAUUAAAUUCCCGUUAGCAUUUCUCCGCGCCCGCACCCCCAGAAUGACUGACGAAGAGGAGGGAGCUGCUUGGGACACUAGCAGCCCACCAGCAACCUGCAGUAUGUGACUUGAGAGUUUCCGCCAGGUCCCCCAUGUGGGGGCCCGGCGUUUCUCUUUUUUUUUUCUUUAAUCUCUCUCUCUUUCCCUCAACUUCUCCUGGGCACAGCACAGCAUCUACCCCACUUCUCUGAGCACAAAAGGAGAGACGCACCCAAAUGCGCGGCGCGGCUGGCGGGGGAUCAAGGGCGGGGAAGUACCGGUCUCCGCCCACAUCGGAUACUUAAAGAGAGUGCAGCCACGUGGGCUUUCCCAUUUCUCCGUGCCCGCACCCCCAGAAUGACUGACGAAGAGGAGGGAGCUGCUUGGGACACCAGCAGCCCACCAGCAACCUCCAGUAUGUGACUUGAGAGUUUCCGCCAGGUCUCCCGUGCGGAAAUCUCUCUCUCUCUCCUUCAACUUUUUCCCUGGACUUUAGACAGAAACCCAAAACCACGCGGCCGCAGCAGCGGCCGCGCGACCUAAUGUCAUCUUAGUAUCAGCAAUAUGUAAUGGUUCCUUCUUAAUGGGUCGGACUUUUGUGGGUGAUCCUAACAAGAAUAGUAAGUAUUUUGUUGAAAUAUUGAAGGCAAUCAAAAUGGUAGUCAUCUCUCUAGACUGAACUAAGCUAUAUCCCCACGCCGGCUGAGAAGAAAUAUCCUUCUUUCUCGGGAAGAAACGUGGCGUGGUGUCAAACAUAGUGUGAUGUCCAUUAAGCAAACAGACCUGGUGGCGUGGGAAUGGGAAAUAAGGGGAAAAAUUAGGUACAUGGACCAGCGGGACGCUGGUGGUAUCUCGAGCCGGAGCCGAUAUCAGCGCAAGACCUUCGGUUCCAGAAACUGCUUGCAGACACUCUACUAGACUAUCAACUAAGCCAGAGCCCCACGCCGGCUGAUGACGGGAAAUAACCAUCCUCUUCGGUUUUUUUCCCUUUGUCAGACAGCGUGGCGAUUACUAAACAGGCGUGAACUCGGUGGCGCGGGGCAAGGGGGAAAAAGAAAAGUUAUGUAACAAACAGCAGGACUUAAUAUCUCUAUAUUCUUAGCAAUGGAGAACUAUCAAAUGCCUCAUUGGCAAUAGGACUGUCUUUUUCUUUUUGGGGGGAAACCCCAGCAACGGUAGUGAGUUGUGUGUUGAAACAUGGAAUGUAAUCGAGAUAAGCGUAAAUGAAGUGAA